AUGAUGGUCGAUAUCGAAGAUCGACUCUAUCCUGUCACGGCCGAAGACUGCAACACACAGCUCCAGGCCCUCAAGACCAGACACCGGGACGUCUCCCUUGAAGAAAUCGCUCAAGUCGUCAUGAAGGCCCUGAACAGGCCACUGACUGCAGACGACAAGAUGCUCCUAGAAGCCCCUGCUAACAUUGACGACCCGGAACGGUGGCUGGCAUGGUUCACCCGGGCCCUGGCGACUUGUGAAGAAGCCAGGACUGCCAAUAGGAACUUUGAAAGCAACCGGGGAGGAAUCGUGGCAACUACACGAUGUGCAAGGAUGGAGCGCAAGGGACUUGGCCUGUGUCGGAAAGCGUUUGCGCCGUCCUGCCUGGACCUGGACCCAUAUCAGCAGGCGUCGGCGGCAAGUAUCCGGCGUCAACGACUCCGACGAGCCGAGCUGAAGCGCACCUCUAUGAGCGAACAGGCCAUGGAACCGGGCCUGGCGGCUCAGGAAGAUAACAAACCUGUUGGCUGGGCACAUUACGCCUGGCCAUUUGCGGCUGAGGACCUGGACGUGCUUCUGGACGCCGCCCCUGGAAGACAGGAGGCCGUCCUGCCCAAGCCGAACGCCACCUUGGCCGGAGUCGUAUCUCCCUCGGAAGCUCCUAUCAUCCAAGUGUAUGUGGACGGACGCUUGACCACUGCCCUGCCUUGCGGCUCCGGGGCGUCCGAGGCACCUCGACAGGAUGAGUUGUGGUAA
Molecule: messenger RNA, 735 nt
Organism: Aphanomyces invadans
Lineage: Eukaryota; Oomycota; Saprolegniomycetes; Saprolegniales; Verrucalvaceae
Exons: 3
Coding region: 1-735 (244 amino acids)
Source: RefSeq, a predicted model, not a curated record